AUGGAAUCUCAAAUUGCUAGUCCCACCAUGAAAAAAUUCCUCAUCCUAAUAAACUCUAUUCUUCUCUUCACUAGCAAUUGCGCUAGCCCUUUAAUUAUUCGCCUCUAUUUCAUCCGUGGUGGCUCAAGAAUAUGGUUAUCAUGUUGUUUAAUAACCGCGGGCUUCCCUUUUACUCUAUUCCUCGUCAUAGCCUAUUUCCAUCGUCGAAAAUCCAAUGGACCAGACAGUACUAAGAUACUGCUCAUGACUCGUAAAUUAUUUAUAGCCAGCUUAAUUUCUGGCUUAGUCACUGGCAUGGUUGCUUAUUUCUACGCGUUUGGUUCAGCCAAAUUACCCGUCUCCACAUCCUCUCUCCUUACCUCAACUCAACUAGUUUUCACGGCGAUUCUUGCUUUCCUAAUUGUCAAGCAAAAAUUCACAUUAUAUUCGAUUAAUGCUGUGGUUUUAUUAACUAUUAGAGCUGGAAUUUUAUCUCUUGGAGCAAGUAGUGAUAGGCCAAAAGGGUCAUGUAAGGCAUAUAUUAUAGGGUUUAUUAUGACACUUCUUGCUGCAUUAUUUUAUGGAUUUGUGUUGGCAUUCAAUGAAAUAAGUUUUAGGAAAACAAAGAAGGCUAUUGCGUUUACAUUGGUUUUGGAAUUUCAGAUGAUGAUGUGUUUCUUUGCUGCUGCUUUUGUGUCACGGGGAUGCUUAUAAUAACAAGGAUUUUCAGGUACGUACGGAAAUCAAUACUUUGACAAUUUUGUUACUAGUCUAGGGACUGUUUUGACCACAAAGUACAUGGGCAAAAUAAAGUGCUAAUGCUUUCAGGAUUUAAUCAUAAAGGUUAUCUCUUGCACUAUCAAUGAAUUUAUCACGUGAUUGAACUAAAUUACGAAUAAUAUUUACCAAGAGAUAAAUAUGCAACCAAUAUACCUAAUCAGUAAGCAGAUUGUAUACGUAAACCCAGUAUUACACCAAUAGUGAAUUGAACUCAAAUUCUUUACUCCUUUUUUUCUUGACACUCUUUUGCUGGUCUAAACUCUAGUGACUAGAAUUUGACAACAAAAUACAAGGCCAAAACGAAGUGCUAGGGCUUUAUUAGGAAGUUUCUUUUUUACAUUUAUUAGGAAGGUAAAAACGAUUUCUUAAAAUGAUGAUAUUUUAAUGAAGAUGAUAGAUAGUCACUACAAGAGAACAUGGAAUUAGCUAUGGAAUUUGUCGGUAAUCCCUAGCAAAUCCGUCGCUAAAUAGCUCCUCACUAAUUGGAUUUUCUUACAAUCCGUCGCUAAUUCCUUGUUUUACAGUAGUGAGUGUUGGGAUUUUUAGAUAAUCCUAAAAGUGUACUAUGAACCUAUCGCACAAAACUGUAUCAAUGUGUUGAGUCUACUCUAAAUGAAUAAAAUUGCUCUCUCCUUGAUAAAUAAACUAAUUCACACAAUACAACAUACGGUAUAUCGAUUAAUUUUGUUAAGUCAUUUUCACAAUAGUGCUUUUCUCAAAUCCUACUCGGCAGUUAUCAUAUCAUUCAGUCCAUUAGGGCAUCUAAUUCCCCGUUGGGGCUUACUAUUUCAACUUGUUGAGUCUACUCUCAUCCAAAUUCACUAUUUUGUUGAGUAAAAAUAGCAUUGGCUUGCCACUUUCAUCCUUGUAAUUGAAAAAACAUUCACACUUUGCAAAAAGUUGAAAAUAAUCACUUUUAGUGUGAAAAUAAAAUCUAGACAGAAGUAUCCUUAAUUAAAACACGAAAAUCUCCAACAUAGUAUUUUGAAGUUCGAAUAGUAUUUUGAAGUUCGAACUUAUACAUUGAAAACUAAAUUUUGCAAGAAAGUUACU
Messenger RNA from Lycium ferocissimum, 1812 nucleotides. Its product is annotated as purine permease 1-like. The transcript has a single exon. Gene Ontology annotation, cellular component: membrane. Bases 1 to 693 code for a protein of 230 amino acids. Lineage: Eukaryota; Viridiplantae; Streptophyta; Magnoliopsida; Solanales; Solanaceae. The record is from RefSeq and is a predicted model, not a curated record. Gene Ontology annotation, molecular function: purine nucleoside transmembrane transporter activity.